Symsagittifera roscoffensis is the source of this 6387-nucleotide messenger RNA. RefSeq lists its product as uncharacterized. The record is from RefSeq and is a predicted model, not a curated record. Gene Ontology annotation, molecular function: protein binding. Lineage: Eukaryota; Metazoa; Xenacoelomorpha; Acoela; Convolutidae. The coding region runs from base 86 to 6376 and encodes 2096 amino acids. The transcript has 36 exons.
UCAGUCUAAGUUGAUAACUUCAAUGAACACACUUUUUACUCGUUCGUGAUUUUGCUUUUUCUUGCAUAGUUUUUACUCAUUUAAAAUGGCAGCUUCAGAAGUUGUGCUGUCAAAAACUGAAAUUAAUUCAAGUCAAAAGUCUGAAAGCGAGACUUUUGAAAACAGUGGAGUUAUGAGUCGAGAGUCUACGAACCCUGGAAAACAGUCGGAACCUAUGGGGCAUUCGGAACAGUCGGAUAAUUUGAAAGUGGGGUUUGAGCCGACGAUCAAACAGACGAAAGAUGGGCAGGGUGAAAAACAAAAACGGAAGAACCGAGCUCUCCGUAAGUUUGAAUCGGUGGAUGACUUUGAAGAAGCGGAGAUGGAGGAAAAAGUGAUUCCUCUUUCGUGGGAACAACUGAAGAAAUGCGAUCUUCUGGACACGGAAGACAAGACAGAAGCUGACAUGUCUGGGGUGGAUCCUCCCUUCCUUCAAGUCCAACAAAAAGAGGAGGGGUUAGUGCGCGUGCAUUGGGUGAACAAACCCCUAAACAAUCAGAAACAGCUGAUCAGUCGCAAGUUGAGCAGAUUCGAUGGAACUUCAUCGUCUUCUGCCCAACAACAUACAGCAGUGAAACCAGAUGACGUCAUCUUGAGGCUGACUGAGUAUGAGUUGUACGUGACGGGCACUUACUUCGCACCCGACUGUGACUCGGAGAGGAGUGCCUCGACGUUUGACGACAGUGGCAAGAUCCAGAUCUACCAGCACCUGUGGACCUUCCCGGGAGAAGACAACACCGCGACUCUCACCUGUCUCAACUCGGGCGACAAGUACAAGUUCCGCGUGGUGGCAAUCUACGAGGUGUCAGCCAAUGGCAUGGUGUUCAACGAGAGAGUCAGGAGUGUGAACAAGUUCUUCAUCACCAUCGGAAGGCCCUCCAAGCCAGACAUCCGAAUCAGCGACCUAGAUCCCCUUCAGGUGAUGCUCACGUGGUCCCUGAUUGAGACUCACCCCAAAGUGGCCAUCGGAGGGUAUCUGGUGUCUCUGGACGGCGGAGUGAGAACACUGCAAGUGGGUCCAGAUGUCCGCUUCCCAUUCCUCGGCAACCUCACUCCCAACUCGCUGCAUGAAGUGCGAGUAAAGGUGUUGUCAAGUCACAGCAGUGGUGACAGUGACUUCUCGGAUCCGAUUCUCGUCCGAGUUCCCGAGAGGCCAGAGACACCCAAAUUAGAACUGAUGCCUAUUGAGGAUGUCGGAAAAGUCCAAAUAAGAUGGACGGUGGGUAGCUGUGAGCAGAAGACCGAGCGAGUCAACUGGUGCAGCAUCUUCCUCGGCCUCGGCAACAACAAGGCAUUCUUGUUCCACAAAGUGGCCGUCACAAACUCACAAGAAGACAUGUUCUACACUUUCCAGGAUCUAAAUUUAGGCGAGCAUUACCGUUGUUAUGUACAGACUCACGUGGGCACGAAUGAGGUGUCCAAAACUGGAUCUUUCGGAGUGUGUGAGAUCAUCAGCGAGGAGAGCAAUUCCGUCAAGUUUUCCCCCUGUGCUCCCCCCAUCCCAGGCACCCUCACCAUUAAGUGCCUCUACGAGGGGGGAUUCCAGAUGCAGUGGGAGGACCCCAUAGAGUUCGGAGAUGCGAAAGUGAUGGGCUACCAGUUGAUCAAGGACGGUGAGCCGCACGGUCCAGUGCUGUCACCCGAAAGUAGAACUGGCUGCAUAGACGAAGCAGUGCCUGGCUCUUUCUACAGAGUGCAGUUGGUGGCUCUGUGUGACCACCUCAUCUGUAAGAAGCCAUUUGUGAUCGAAGGCUACACUACUUCGCAGUACUUCAUGAAGAUCGCUUCUGGAUCAAAACUGGAAACCGCCGAGCAGCGCAAACUACAGAGCCUGUUUGCUCAGACGAAAAAAAUACGCCAGAGCACUCAAGCGAUCCAGGGCUAUGAAGGUUGUCUGCCAGGGUACAGCAUAGUGGUGCCAUACAGGGGACUAGUUCAUGGACCAUCAAACAUAGUGGUGAAGGACAUACAGGGUUCAAGUGCCACAGUACAGUGGUCACUAUGGUCUGUGGGGAGUUCACGUCCUAAGUGGAAGCCUGACGAUCCUGAACUUGAAGCGAAGCUGCUGAAGAGUGUACACUUCAAGAAGGCGUCCCACUACAGAGUCUACUGGUGGUAUGAGGGGGACGAGGAGGCAUAUGAAACAGACACCGAACACAACGAGGUCAGCCUCCAGUUCCUCAAACCCAAUGCCAGGUACAACUUGGCUGUGGAGGCGCGAAGAGAGGAAGAGAACGAGUUCGGCAAUCUGCUGGUCAAGAGUGUUAGUGACGUCAUCGCCUUCAGCACAGGAGCCCCACCCGAGAAGCCUCGUGACCCGAGAGUGGUGGGGCGCACCAGUGACAGUGUGACCAUAGGCUGGACACAGCCCCUCGUAGACGGAUACCAGUUGUACGGUUAUCGAAUUGAAGUGAGAGAACAGUUUUUUGAGACUGAAGCGGAUCAAGAUCCUCCAGAUACUGAGACGAAGUGCUUCAAUAUUCCUCCCACCGAAACCCAAUUCACAGUUCCCGAUUUAGCCCAUACUACCCAGUGGGAUUUCACUCUAAUGGUGAUUUCAGACAGGUACUUUGAAGCGUGCCAGGACAAGAAAAUGAAAAACUUGACCGAGAUUCCUCUAGAAAUGAGAUUCGAAAAAAUUGUCAACCACUGGCUGCCUUAUGUAACCUUAAGCUCUUUGACUUUGCCCAAAGAGGAUAUAAGAAGUCUAGUCAUUAGCAAGCUGAAGCCCAAUUCAAUCACGCUUAAAUGGGCGACAUUCACUUCGCCGAAUGAUGAUUCGGUCGAACUGAAGUACGAGAAGCAGGUCGUGUCGUUUAACGAGUACUCGGAGAAUGUCGGUGGACAAUCGACGAGGUAUUUUGACUGUGUUUCCGUCGACCCGGAGGCUCGGCGUUUUACCCUGUCUGAUUUGGAGCCGGCAACUGUUUAUCAAAUCAACCUUGAAGCUACAUCAAAGCUGCCACCCGAGAAUCAGAAAGGAAAGAAAUUGAGCAAAAAGUCAGCCCAAAAUCCGGACCAAGAAGAAGAGUUCGACUCUGUGCACGUGUAUGACCCCCUCAUAAUCCGGACUCCGGCGCCCAUCAAGUCCAGUAAUUUGGUUCUGACUGGAUACACGCCUACAAGUAUCCGAGUGUCAUGGGCGAAACCAUGCACACACAGGAAUCCAGACAACGUGUUUGCGACCAAGAUUAUCCGGAGAGAUCUCAAAGAGUACCGAGUGGUGAUCAACGGGAAAACAAACCAGCCUGUGGAUGUCAACCAGCAGCUGGCCGUGUUGACCAAGUGCCAGCCAGGGAAGACAUAUCAUCUGGUACUCGCCACCAUCACAUCCACGUACCAUCUCUACAAGGACCCUGAGAUGCAGUCCACGUUCGGAAGGAGUAAAGACUUCGCCUACUCUCUCCCAGUGUCAAUCACCCUCCCAGAUGUACAGAAAGGCAAGCAAAUCAUCCAGGCAUUCGACUGUGAGUUUGUGAGACAGUGUGCGGAGGGCAAAAACGAGGAGGGAUACAUCAGAGCCAGAUGGGUCAUCUACAAGGGGGGACUAACUAAGGGGGGCAACAACAACCAGGCGUCGACAAAGACCAACGCCGAGAUGGGCAUCGACAGUUUCGAAGUUGUGUGGGAGAGUGACACUGACAGUGAUGAGGUCUACAGUGUAACUGUGGCAUGUCACGACAGCUGGGUUCUCAUUCCAGUCGAUAGGGCAGGAUCUGUCUACAGAAUAUUGCUGAUUGUGUCCUUCAACGACGGACAGGAACCUCAAAGGAGUGAAAUGCUCACUUAUCAGGUUCCGAGCCAACCUCCCAAACCACUGGUCCAUAUCCACCACGUGUCCAGACUCUUUUUCAUCAUCGAGUGGAUGCAUGAAGGAGCCAGUGGACCGAACCAGACCAGAGGAUUCCAGACAUACAUAGACGGGAGGAGAGCUGGGAAUAUGCUGGAACCAGGGUUCUUCAAGGCCAAAAUCGCCAGCAAAAUUGACCAAGAGUACAACAUCCAAGUACAGGCCUCCAGUUCCCACCCGGACAUGCCCCACUCUGAGUUGAGUGACCCCCUCAUAGUGCGCACAGACAUGGCCACAAUGGAACUGUACAAACAGAUGUACAUAGACAUGCAUGGCCUCGCAAAUGUGGAGCUCAACUUCGGCUCAUCCGACAGACUUCCUGGCACAGGAGGGGAAAGGGGAGAAGUUAAACUGGGGCUGUUGGAACUGACAGACACUGUGAUGGCGUUCAGGAUCAUGGAUCUAAACAGUGAAAAUGUGUCUAAUGUGAAAGUUGAGUGGAACUCGUUCGAUUCGGCCGAGACCCGACAACUGCUCCUCCCCCCUGACCAGAAGGACAUUUCCCUCUCAACCUUCGGCCCAGGGAUCCACCACUUCAUCCGCUUCUUCGGAGUUGAGGAACAUGGCUUUGUGGUCACCAAGAGCAAACAGAUCACGGUGUUGUCGGCCAAGAAACUGGAACAACCUGUCCUCAGACCGAAAAAAGUUUCGUUCGAGGAACUGGUCGUCUCGUGGUCUUCCCUGCGAGACCUGCGCGACCUCAUCAUAGGCUACCGAGUGAUCAUCAACGGAAAAGAAAUCACCGAAGUCGAGAACUACGAGACCGAAUAUGUGUUCACGCUAGGUCAAAUGUGUCGAGAGUACAAAUUCGAAGUGCAGGCUUUAGCCAACCAUGAGUACCUGGAUAGCGAGGUGUCCAAACCUUUGGUUAUUCUCUGGCCAGGGAUAAUCACUCCGGAUAUCUACGAAGUUAUGACUACAACCGGAAAUGCCAUCAAGAUAGCGUGGAGCCGCCCAUUCUCCAGCAAGAAUGUCAAGAUUCUCGGGUACUGGGUGUACUGUAAGAUGAGACAGGAUCAGGCGGAGGACGUGAACAAGACAGAAAAGCGGAUGAUAGUUGGACCCCUUGAGGCAGACACGACCUCCUACCAGCUGGAGAACCUGUCCACAGUCUGUCUCUACCAAAUAUACAUCGAACUCAAAAUAGCAGGCUUGGACCAAUUCCUCCAGUCUAACAAACUCACUUUGAGACCAGUGCACUUCCCCCACGCACCUGUGAUCAAGACGAACUUAGUCGGAGUGAACGAGCGACCUCAGUUGGAAAUGGAGAUGUGUCGGCUCAUCAGGAGCUGGUGGUCACUUCUCGGGUUCGAUGGAUCUGCCUCAUUCAAACAGGGUUCGGAGAGACAGCAGGAAAUAAACGAUCUCUACAAAAAAAUGGAGCCGAUGCUGGCCAAGAUAGCCCAGUUCACUGGCAAGAUAGAAGGGGAAAUCACGUGGGAGAAGCUGGAUCAAGAGACUAGGGAGCAGAUUGCAGGGUUCAAGGUCAUCGUCAACGGAUCUCAAGUGGGGGCUAUUCUACCCAGCACUCAGAACAAGUUUAACUUCAAGCUGUCGAUGGGCAAGCCAGAGUACACAAUCUGCGUGGGCAGUGUGGUUCAGGACUCCUCGUUUCCACUUCAGAAGAGCAACAAAGUCACAGUGGACUCCACACUCUUCAGACCCUUCAGUCUCUUCUGCUACUCACACGUGCACAGCAGAGUCGCCCGGUGGCCCAACAGGGGCUGCUGUGCUGUAGCCGACAUGCUUGCCGAGGAGCUGCAACAGCAGAGCAACUCGAAACUUAAGAGACAACAGGCCUCCAGUCUCCCUGGUCUAAUCAGGGGAGAGAGAAAGAGAUGGCCUAACCCAUACGUGUACGAUGUGCUCAACAAAUGCGAGACCUCACUGCACCUGUUGUUUGAUGACCCCACCCUAGAUGACUCAUCUGCUGUGGGUGGGGGUGGGCCGGGGGGUGCUCGGAGGAAGAAGAGUGAGAGGUCUGGAUUCACUGUUGUUCUGUUCUACACCAACUGGUGUCUCUCCUCGCAGAAGACGUUCCGGCACGUGACCAGGUGGGCCUCCACCAAUGACAUGUCCACUAAGCUGAUCACGUGCUGUGUCGGCAGCGGAGAACAGCCGGAUGUGCACUAUGCCAACGUGGCUAAGCUUGUCAAAGACAAAAACGAAUCAGAUUCGAAGAACUGGUUGGCUGACAACAUCCAGCACGUCUGCGGCUGCUUCUCCCUUAGUGGUGGAGUAAUUGAUCUGAGCAGACCGGACACCCAAAAAAACAGCGAGAAGAAAUCAGUGGCAGCAACACCUGCAUCAAAUGCUUCCUCAAAAAGGAUCCAAGAAAUGUUCAACCUGAUCGGAGUGCCCACUAUAUCCAUAGUGUAUGACCAAUCCAGCAGCAUUGUGUGGCAGGGGCGACCACUGGCAUCCACCCAGGAGGAGUUCGCACAAUUCUUCACUGAGGUCAUUCACUCUCUACCCCGGAGUUACUAAUAAAUGCACUC